Magnolia sinica is the source of this 1759-nucleotide messenger RNA. RefSeq names its product plant UBX domain-containing protein 7-like. The record is from RefSeq and is a predicted model, not a curated record. Lineage: Eukaryota; Viridiplantae; Streptophyta; Magnoliopsida; Magnoliales; Magnoliaceae. Gene Ontology annotation, biological process: proteasome-mediated ubiquitin-dependent protein catabolic process. The transcript is spliced from 2 exons. Gene Ontology annotation, molecular function: ubiquitin binding. The coding region runs from base 503 to 1666 and encodes 387 amino acids. Gene Ontology annotation, cellular component: nucleus.
UGAGGGAGCCGUACUAAAGGAAAAUGUGGUUAGGGAAAUUGCUACCGUUGAAACCUUCCUGGGUUCAACAGUGAUGUUUAGAUACCAUCCAUACCGUUAAUAACGUCAUUCCUAUUGGGAUGAACUGAAAACAAAAAUAUUAGCAUGAAUCAAAACUUCUGUGGCCCCACAAAUAUUUCAACUGUAUACAUUUAAUUAUCACGUUUUCCGCUCACUUGAGCUUUGGAUACGGUUCAUUUUUGGUAACAUGUCCUAAAAUGAGCUCACAAAACGGAUGGACGGAGAGGAUUUCUCACAAACAUCACAGUGGGCCCCACCUAAUUUCCCCGCGCUGGAACUUCCGCUUUCGCAGGAAAUCCGCGUCCCCUAUUUAUAAGGUGUGAGAGACUGAGAGUAGUCGAAUUCAGCAAUCAGGAAUAAACACGCUUAGGGAUUCACAGGGAAAGCUUGAAUUUGGAAAGGAUUCACAGGGAAAGAGAAGCAAAGCUUGAAUUUGGUAAGGAUGGAUACACAGGGAAAGAAAGAGAAGGAAAUUUCUGUUAGCAAAUCAGAAGCGAUGAGUGAAAACGAUACCUCACAUGUGGAUGAUCAGUUCAGCAAGAUGGAGCCUGAAUCAGAUGUGGAUGAUCAAGAGAGCGAGAUCGAGUCUGAAUCUGGUUUCGAGUCCGACUGGUAUCCUUUUGCUGACUCCUCCCCUCCAUCCUCUCCUGCGUCCUCUCCUCCUUCACAUUCAAGAAUAUAUAACAGCUUACAGAAUUCGAACUCUGUACAGGAGAUGCAAUCUUUCAACGUCUGGGAGCAUUCUAUCAAUGAAAGUCAUCUUUCUAUGUUGUAUCGACCUCCAUAUGAGAUACUUCAUGAAGGAGAUUUCUAUCAAUCUUUGAUUGAUGCUUCUAUUGAGAAUAAGUGGUUAAUCGUAAAUAUACAAUCCAAGAGUGAAUUUAAUUCACACGUGCUGAACCGUGAUAUAUGGUCUAACGAAACAGUGUUUUAUACUAUUAGAGAGAAUUUCAUUUUUUGGCAGGUAUAUAAUGACACGACAGAUGGAGAAAAGGUAAAAGCUUUUUACCAUUUAGAUUCCAUCCCAGCUGUUCUUCUUCUAGACCCUAUUACUGGUCAAAAAAUGAGAUUUUGGUGUGGUGCUAUCAAAACCGAGAGUUUUUUAGAGGAUCUCAUUCAAUUCAUGGAUGAAAGACCUAAGGAAGCACUUAUUUCAAAUAAGAGAAACAAAUUAUCUGAAGCUGAAGUCUCCAAAAAUGAGGAAGAGACAGUUUUGAACAAGAAUGAUACUGAAUUCAACAAUGAGGAAGAGACAGGUUUGAACAAGAAAGAAGACAACAAUGAGGAAGAGACUCUUUUGAACAAGAAAGAAGACCGGGUGUAUCCACAUCUGGCAGAAGAACCAAAAACCUCAGAGGGAAAUGUUUGUAGAAUUGCACUACGUUUUCCAGAUGGACGAAGGUUAAAAAGAAAUUUUCUUUUGACAGAUAGUAUAAAGUUGUUAUGGUCAUUCUGCAAUUCUCAACUAAAAGAAUCAGAACCGCAGCAGACAUUUAAGCUGAUGGUAGCAAUUCCAGGGGAAUCAAGGAUUCUGGAUUAUGACAGAGAGCAGAACUUCAGAGAAUCAGGGAUCUCGAAUUCUAUAAUUUCAGUUUUUUGGGAAUAAAGCAGAACAUAGAAUACUGAGAAGAUUUGUUUUUUAAUGCAUGCUUUGAUUUAUGUAAGAUCAAUUAUUAUAAGAUUUUUUUUUUUUUUUUUU